Messenger RNA from Oryctolagus cuniculus (rabbit), 1841 nucleotides. It is a transcript of the gene DDX47, whose product is annotated as DEAD-box helicase 47. Gene Ontology annotation, molecular function: nucleic acid binding; RNA helicase activity; ATP binding. Lineage: Eukaryota; Metazoa; Chordata; Mammalia; Lagomorpha; Leporidae. The record is from RefSeq and is a predicted model, not a curated record. Gene Ontology annotation, cellular component: cytosol.
GAGCUAAAACUACAUUUCCCAGCUUCCCGCGCGUCGCCGACCUACUUCCGGGAACCGGCGAACAAGAUGGCGGCGUCCGUGGAGCACGAUUCUCCGUCCGAAGUUUCCGAGGCGGCAGUGGAGGAGGAGGAAACUAAAACGUUUAAAGAUCUGGGUGUGACAGAUGUGUUGUGUGAAGCCUGCGACCAGUUGGGAUGGACAAAGCCCACCAAGAUCCAGAUUGAAGCUAUUCCUUUGGCCUUACAAGGUCGUGAUAUCAUUGGAUUGGCAGAAACUGGCUCUGGAAAGACAGGGGCCUUUGCUUUGCCCAUCCUGAAUGCCCUGCUGGAGACGCCGCAGCGAUUAUUCGCCCUGGUUCUCACCCCAACCCGAGAGCUGGCCUUUCAGAUCUCAGAGCAGUUUGAAGCCUUGGGGUCCUCUAUUGGAGUGCACUGUGCUGUGAUUGUAGGGGGAAUUGAUUCAAUGUCCCAAUCUCUGGCCCUGGCAAAGAAGCCACAUAUAGUAAUAGCAACCCCUGGCAGAUUGAUUGACCACUUGGAAAAUACAAAAGGUUUCAACUUAAGAGCUCUCAAAUACUUGGUCAUGGAUGAAGCAGACAGAAUAUUGAAUAUGGAUUUUGAGACGGAGGUUGACAAGAUCCUCAAAGUGAUUCCCCGAGAUCGGAAAACUUUCCUCUUCUCUGCUACCAUGACCAAGAAGGUGCAAAAACUUCAGCGAGCAGCUUUGAAGAAUCCUGUGAAAUGUGCUGUUUCUUCUAAAUACCAAACGGUUGAGAAAUUGCAACAGUAUUAUAUUUUCAUUCCCUCUAAAUUCAAGGACACCUACCUGGUUUAUAUUCUAAAUGAAUUGGCUGGAAACUCCUUUAUGAUAUUCUGCAGUACCUGUAACAACACUCAGAGAACAGCUUUGCUACUCCGAAAUCUCGGAUUCACUGCCAUCCCCCUCCAUGGACAGAUGAGUCAGAGCAAGCGCCUGGGAUCCCUUAAUAAAUUUAAGGCAAAGGCUCGUUCUAUUCUUCUAGCAACUGAUGUUGCAAGCCGAGGUUUGGACAUACCUCAUGUAGAUGUCGUUGUCAACUUCGACAUUCCUACUCAUUCCAAGGAUUAUAUCCAUCGAGUAGGCCGAACAGCUAGAGCUGGGCGCUCUGGAAAGGCUAUUACCUUUGUCACUCAGUAUGACGUGGAACUCUUCCAGCGCAUAGAACACUUAAUUGGGAAGAAACUGCCUGUCUUUCCAACGCAGGAUGAUGAGGUUAUGAUGCUGACAGAACGAGUGGCUGAAGCCCAAAGAUUUGCCCGCAUGGAGUUAAGGGAGCACGGAGAAAAGAAGAAGCGUGCGCGAGAGGAUGUUGGGGAUAAUGAUGACACAGAGGGUGCCAUGGGUGUCAGGAAUAAGGUGGCCGGAGGAAAAAUGAAGAAACGGAAAGGCCGUUAGUCAGUUCUGCAAAGACUAGCGUUCCACUGCCCAUCUGUGAAAGGGGAUCGCAGGGGCGAAUGAAACCUCCCAGCAGAGUUCCUCAGACUGAAGUCUUCACGAUUAUGUCCAGAAUCUGCUCAGCUCAUUCAGUGCUCACUGCCCUCUGUGUUGGAGUUCAUUACUGCACAGUAAUGUGGGCCUGCUGGUGUCAAGACUGUCGCUGAUCUUCAGCCUGGCUUCCCUGCUCCUCCCUGAGGAGGAUGUGCCCCAACCACUUCCCAGUGACCCUUUGCCUUUCUCAGCUGCCCGGCCAGGACUGCAAGAUGUAAAGGAAAGAAGUUUCUAUAUUUGUAAAUGAGACCUAAGCUCUUAGCUUCCAUCAUUAGACCUUAUGUGAGACAAUAAAUUUAAGUAUUGUUCUUAAA